Setaria italica (foxtail millet) is the source of this 1368-nucleotide messenger RNA. RefSeq names its product serine/threonine-protein phosphatase 6 regulatory ankyrin repeat subunit C-like. The transcript is spliced from 2 exons. The record is from RefSeq and is a predicted model, not a curated record. The coding region runs from base 1 to 1368 and encodes 455 amino acids. Gene Ontology annotation, cellular component: plasma membrane. Gene Ontology annotation, molecular function: protein phosphatase 1 binding; protein phosphatase regulator activity. NCBI's taxonomy places the organism in Eukaryota, Viridiplantae, Streptophyta, Magnoliopsida, Poales, Poaceae.
AUGGCGGCUUCUAUAACCUCAGCUGAGCGAUCUAGCAGCCUGAAUAAUGCCGUGGAGAUCGAAUUCGUUCCACCUACACCCAUGAACCCCGAGCUUCUCGUGGCGGCAUGCCACGGCUGCCACACGAAGCUGACGAGCCUCCUCAACAGCGAAGAUCAAGACACAGCCAUCGUCGUCGAAAUCGACCGGGGCACCAGCACCGCCGCGGCGAGCUCUCCAGCAUCGUCGUCGCCGUCGUUGCUCCUGCAAGGCGUCACCUCGGACGGCGACUCCGCGCUCCACGUGGUGGCCGCCGCCGGGGACGGCGACGGGUACCUGAGGAGCGCCGAGGUGAUCCACGGCAAGGCCAGGCACCUCCUGGAAGCACGCAACAAGGGGUGGAAGACGCCCUUGCAUUGCGCCGCCAGGGCGGGCAACGUCGAGAUGCUCACCCUUCUCAUCCGCUUGGCCGGAGAAGAGAGGGUGAGGGCGCUCCUGAGGACGGAGAACGGGGUCGGGGAGACGGCCCUUCACGAGGCGAUCCGCGCCGGCGACGUGCGGGCGGUGGACGUGCUGAUGACGGCGGACCCGUGUCUGGCCAGGGUCCCCGACGGCGGCGCCGGCUCCUCGCCGCUGUACCUAGCCGUCGCGCUGCGCCGGUAUGCCAUUGCACGGGACUUGCACAAGAGGGACAGCCAGCUGUCCUGCUCCGGACCGGGUGGACAAAAUGCCUUGCAUGCCGCGGUUCUUCGAAGCGAAGAGAUGACAAAAUUGCUUCUGGAAUGGAACAAGCAACUCACUAAACAGCAAGAUGAACAUGGAAACACGCCGCUGCACUUUGCGUUGUCACUAGAAAGUGUGACACGUGGAAUGCUUCCCCUCUAUGCAGUGCCAGUUAAAAAGGGAAAAGCUAUUGCAACACUUCUGAACAUAUCUGAACAACCAUUGGAACUUACCAGGCAAUUACUGGAAGCAGAUGCAUAUUCAGCAUUUCAACCGGACAGAGAAGGGUCGUUUCCAAUACAUAUUGCAGCCUCGGCAGGUAGACUUUCAGCAGUCAAAGUUUUGGUCACAAUGUUUCCUGGAUGUGCCGGAUUGUGUGACUCUGAUGGAAGAACUUUUGUUCAUGUUGCCGUCAAGAAGAAGAGAUAUAGUAUAGUUGCAUAUGCAUGCCAAACGCCGGCAUUGUCAACAAUUUUGAACAAGCAUGACAUUGAGGGGAACACUGCUCUACAUCUAGCUGUAGAGGUUGGGGAUUGGAUGAUUUUCGCUCGCCUGUUUGUCAAUAACAAGGUGGACUUCAACUUACCAAACAACAAGAAACAUACCCCGCUAGAAUUUUCUAUUAACACUAUUCCCACAGGACUGUACUGUCUCCUGGUAAUAUAG